Ostreococcus lucimarinus CCE9901 is the source of this 1149-nucleotide messenger RNA. RefSeq lists its product with no specific name. Gene Ontology annotation, biological process: positive regulation of transcription by RNA polymerase II; protein phosphorylation. Gene Ontology annotation, molecular function: ATP binding; RNA polymerase II CTD heptapeptide repeat kinase activity; cyclin-dependent protein serine/threonine kinase activity. Bases 1 to 1149 code for a protein of 382 amino acids. The transcript has a single exon. NCBI's taxonomy places the organism in Eukaryota, Viridiplantae, Chlorophyta, Mamiellophyceae, Mamiellales, Bathycoccaceae. The record is from RefSeq and is a predicted model, not a curated record. Gene Ontology annotation, cellular component: transcription factor TFIIK complex; cytoplasm; nucleus.
AUGGACCGCUACGUCAAGGGACGCACGCUCGGUGAGGGCACGUUCGGCGUCGUCCACGAGGCGCGCGUCGAGGCGACGGGCGAGCGCGUGGCGAUCAAAAAGAUUCGACUCGGGAAACUCAAGGAGGGCGUCAACUUCACGGCGAUACGCGAGAUCAAACUGCUGCAGGAGAUCGAGCACGAGCACGUCAUCGCGCUCGUCGACGUGUUCGCGCACAAGAAGAACCUGAACCUGGUGUUCGAGUUCUGCGGCGGGGACCUGGAGAUGGUGAUCAGGGACAAGACGGCGCCGCUGGAGCGAGGGGAGGUGAAGUCGUACGCGAUGAUGACGCUGCGAGCGGUGGCGCACUGUCACGAGAGAUGGGUGCUGCACAGAGAUUUGAAACCGAACAACCUGUUGAUCGCGCCGAACGGGUGCUUGAAGUUGGCGGAUUUUGGGUUGGCGCGGAUAUUCGGGUCGCCGGAUAGACGGUUCACGCAUCAGGUGUUCGCGAGGUGGUAUCGCGCGCCGGAGUUGUUGUUGGGGUCGAAGACGUACGGACCGGGCGUGGAUAUUUGGGCCGUGGGGUGUAUCAUCGCGGAAUUGAUGCUCCGGCGGCCGUUCUUCGCGGGAUCGUCGGAUAUCGAUCAGUUGGGGAAGGUGUACGCGGCGCUAGGGACGCCGACGGAGACGAAUUGGCCGGGGGUGUCGGCGCUACCGGAUUUCAUCGAGUUUGUGUACGUGCCGCCGCCGAAUCUUCGCGAUACGUUCCCGAACGAAACGGACGAGGCGCUGGAUCUGUUGCGGAAGAUGCUCGAGUACGAUCCGAAUAAGCGUAUCACCGCCGCGCAGGCUUUAGAGCAUCCGUACUUUCACACCAAGCCCGCGCCGAUUCCGUACGAACAGCUUCCGAAGCGGUUCGUCGCGAAAGAAGCCGAGGCGAACGCGGCGGCGGCGGCGGCGGCGGCGGCGGCGGCGGGGGAUGAAGAGCCAGCUUCACCCGCGUCCGCACGUCAGCCGAAGACUGGCGAGAAACGUAGACUAGAGGACACCACCGACUCGACGGAUCCAAACUUUCGCCCGAAGCUCGACGAAGAGGACAGGGAAUCUUUGCGAAAACGAAAAGGCGCGCUCGACGCCGCGUUCGCUGACGUCGACGGAGACGACUGA